Cryptococcus deneoformans JEC21 is the source of this 3898-nucleotide messenger RNA. RefSeq lists its product as hypothetical. The transcript has 7 exons. Gene Ontology annotation, molecular function: GTPase binding. The coding region runs from base 322 to 3636 and encodes 1104 amino acids. NCBI's taxonomy places the organism in Eukaryota, Fungi, Basidiomycota, Tremellomycetes, Tremellales, Cryptococcaceae. The record is from RefSeq and is a predicted model, not a curated record.
CUUUUGCUUUGCCAUUCUUCCCAACAUCUUCAAGUCAGAACUAGACUUUUUAAACAGCGACAACGCAAGACUUCCGGUACGACCGUAAGGCUGGGCCAUAUUGGCAUACCUACCGGUAGAAGUGCAAACUGUUGUAUUCAGGACGAUAAAGACGGCGGAUCGACAUCACGACUUACAAGGCGUCUUUUGUGCUUCUACCAACAAGAUCGUUUUCUCAGUUGUUAUUUGCAAGGCAAGAUCAACGGUUAGUUGCGAGCCAAACAACAUAACGACGCUUAGGCCACCGAAGACAAGAGAAGGCACUCAAUCUAUACAUAUGAGAUGACAAACCCCCCAUCACCAACACUCUCUUGUCGUCUCACUCCGUGUAUACCGUCUUCGUCAGGUUUAAGCACGCCGACUUUUGGCGCUGGCUCACAAUCUGGAUAUGACGGAGAAACACCUCAUGUUUUGCAAAGGGCAAUAAUGCACGGCGAAGAUGUCCCGGAGUCGCCAAUUAUAGAUCGAGAUGCUGGAACGGACUUUCCAGAUGUGAGUGGUGAUCAAGGAGGGUUUGCAGGUCCAAGUAGAUCUUUUAGGAAAGCACCUACACCCCAAUUUCUUAACGAUCCUUCUCCUCAAACCAUAUUGCCAUUAUUAGAAGAAGAAGAGGUAGCUCAAGAGCUUAGUGAAAAUGUUGACGAAGAUAGAGAGCUUCGGACAACUCUGAUCCUCCGACAUGCAUUACAAUGGGGUAUUGAGCGGGGAGAUGUUGAAUUGGUCAACUGGCUGGUUUCUCUCAAUGGCCGAUGGCGAAGUAUACUAGAUCAUGAGAUACGAGAUCUAGAAGAUGAAGAAGGCUGGGGAAUAGUCGGUAUGGCAAUACAUCACAGCUGUGGUAGACAGGACAGAGAGGAGAUUGUUAGGGCCGCAGUGAGUAGAUGGGGGGUUAGCGCAGGGCCCCGAGGUGGCCGUGAUCGUCGUGGCUGGACACCCUUGCAUCUGGCUGUACUGGUCUCAACGCCUCCGUUAAUCUCCUUUCUUCUAAGCCAUGGCGCUUCACCACACCUAUUGACAAAUCGUGGGCUCACCCCUCUCGAUCUCGUUGCAGACAUACCAGGCCGCGAAGCCAUCACCCUAUUCCUCGAACACGCCAUCUCCGUCCCCCACCCUUCCAGCCCUCGGACAUCGACCAUCUUCAUUCCUAAACUUCCGCCUGCAAGGCAAAAGAUGUUGAAAAAACGGAGAAGACGGGCCAGAGGUCAUCUGGAGAAGAUGGAAGAGCAAGACAGGAAAGAGAAAAUACGGAUAGAGAGGGCGAAAUGGAUUGUGGACCAGAUAAGAGCGGUAGAAGUUCCGCCGGAGCUGGUUUUUGGGAAGGAAGAAAACUCAAAACGGAAAAGAGAGGACGUAGGGGGAUCGGGGUGGUCGGGACAGGAUAUCGAGGAAGAUGAUGUGGACAACGAGGAUGAUGACGUUGAAGAAGAUGAGAUGAAUCCCGCGUCUAUCGCCAACAUGCUAGUCUUCUCUCUCGUUAACCUCCCCGAAAUCUUUGACAUCCUUAUCAGCAACUAUCAACCGAUCUCUCAGCCUUUAUCAAAGAGAACACUACCAGCGAAUAUGUUGUGUUAUUAUGCGAGGUUUGCUUAUCAUAUGUGCGAUGAGACAUGGUUAGAGGCGUUGAUAGAAGGAGCGAUUGAAAGGAUCGAAGAGGGUGUAUAUGAAAACGUGGAGAAUCUGGCAUAUCUUGCAUUUUGGGCCUAUAACUCUUGUGUCUUGCUACAUCAUCUGCAGGCGGAUGAGGCGCUUCAAGAAGCGUGUGAUGAGCUGGGCCUGUUGGCUAUCUUGGAAGAGCUCAUCAAUGCUAUACAUGUGUUUGUGAUACGUAUUGCCGAACGCCGAAUUGAUACCGUACUUGACGCUGCUAUCCUCGAUUACGAAACUCUCGAAGAUUUUAACGACAUCCGUUUCGAAGGCGAAUGGUCCUUGUUCCGAUCGUUUGUAUCCAAGAAGAAGCGCGAUACACCCAAGGUAAACAAUAUAUUCGCCGGGGUUAAUGGUAGUCCGGGAGGAACGAAAGAUGCGGCCGCGUCGUCGAUAGGAUCGACAGGACUUAAAGUCCCCAACCGACCACAAUCGAUGGGUGAUUUAAAAACGAUGCCGAAUGGGCGAUCAACCAUACACGAAUUUAAUGCCAACUCUGAUAAUAAUUCUGGACCAGCACGCAUAACAGAGAUCUUAUCCGGAGUGCUAAUUGUCCUUCAGCUCUACGAGGUUAACCCCGCGCUCAUUGUUCAGGCUUUUUUCCAGAUCUAUUUUUGGAUUGCCUGCGAAUUGUUUAACCGCAUCCUCACGAGAAGGAAAUACCUAUGUCGGUCGAAAGCUCUGCAAAUCCGGAUGAACCUCACUUUCCUCGAUGACUGGGUGCGCGCCAAUGGGUUGCCUGCUCAAACCUCUACGAAGCAUUUCGCCCCCCUCUCUCAGCUCCUGCAAUGGCUUCAGUGUCUAUCCCGAAUCACAGAGUUUGACACUCUCAUCGGUACGAUGCAGAACAUGAAGGCGAUUAACCCGUUACAGAUGCGUCGGGCUGUCCGUGAAUACCGGUACGAGGUCAAUGAAGGAAGAAUGUCAGAUGAGUGUGCACAGUAUCUUGUGCAAUUGCAAAAAGACUGGGAGAAACGAAGAGUACAGCUUAGUAUGCAAGAAGCCGAGCGGAUGAGGUCGGCUAGUGAAUGGUCGGAGGGGAGUUAUGAUGGGACUGGGAUGUCCGGAGGAAGUGGAUAUGAGGAAAGUGCGACCUUGAUUGACGCGCUUUUUGAUGGGUCAACGAUGUUGGCGGACUUUGUACCUCAUUCGGCUCCCGAGUCACUCGACGAGUUGCUCGAUAGCCGUUACAUGCUUCCUUUCCUCCUACCGGAAGAUAAUGCCUACCUCAUUGCCACCCCUCCUACCGACGCGGCGUACGCCAACCUCCAUAUCCCUUCAAGUCCCUUUGUCACUGACACUCCCACUAAACGACCACUUUCUCACACUGGCUAUUCGUCUUCUAGAUCGAUGGGGUACAAGAUACCAAAUAUGGGUAGAUUACGCGACUUGCCGCCCGAUUUUUUCAAGUGGAUGAAAGAAAAGGAGAUAGAGUUGAAGCUUGGCCGUGAAGCAUUGCGUGUCGAGAAGAAGACCGUACCCGCAUUGUCUCACCCGUUAGGACCUAGUCAAAAAGCGAAUGUCACUAUCAACACGCCUGUUCGACCGCCUCCGGAAGAUAAGACUAACCUCACUCCUACCCGCACACCCACUAGCAAUCGCCGAAAAAGUGGCAAUUUGGCUUCCCCCCUCCCUAUCGAAGGUGCAGAGCUUUCAACUACCCUUAGCAUGUUGUACCCGUCCACUACACCAACCAAGCUGGGCGCUGGCUUACCCAGCCCGGGAUUAAGGUCUAGCGCGUCAAUAAAUGAGUUGAGGGAGAAGAAAUUGGCAGAAAGACCGUUUGAAGCCAUUCAAGAGGAAAUGCCGAGUCACAUCAGGUCAGAGAGCUACGAGAUGCGGAUGCGAACGACGGAAAUGCUGAGACAAAAUAGUGCCGAAUCGGUCUCUAGCUCGGGCUCUAGGUUGAGUUGCGGUUCAGGAGCUAAUGAUGACAGCGGGAAGAAAAGGUGAUGGAGAAUGAAUAAAGGUGGAGAGACCAACCGUCCGACUGUGGAUGAUGGACAGAGGAGGGAUGCAAAUGAAGACUUGGUUAUCGGUCGGGGGGGGGGGCGGUCGGAUGCCUGGGGAUGACUGGGAUCUGAAGACACCGGAAGGAAUGACUCCUAGGACAACGAAGCGGAUCUGGGGCUAGAUGUGUGUAUGUGUACGAGGAGAUGACGAUUAUUGCAUCUUUGUAACGAGAAUACGAUCUACAUGCAUAUUUUAUGACGAG